Lolium perenne is the source of this 1612-nucleotide messenger RNA. Its product is annotated as 26S proteasome regulatory subunit S10B homolog B. Gene Ontology annotation, molecular function: ATP hydrolysis activity; ATP binding. The record is from RefSeq and is a predicted model, not a curated record. NCBI's taxonomy places the organism in Eukaryota, Viridiplantae, Streptophyta, Magnoliopsida, Poales, Poaceae.
ACUAGACAGUGAGACUUGUGGGGGCUUUGUUCCCUUCUUGCGACAGAAGCGAAGUUCAGGGACAGAUCGCAGCGAUGGCCGACGGAGAGGACGCCGCCGCCGCCCGCCGUCGUACUGCCAUUUCUGACUACCGGAAAAAACUGCUCAACUGCAGGGAGCUCGAAUCGCGCGUCGGAACUGUGAGGGAAAACCUUAAAAAUGCUAAGAAGGAUUAUGCAAAGACUGAAGAUGACUUGAAGUCACUGCAAAGUGUUGGACAGAUUAUAGGAGAGGUUCUUCGUCCUCUUGACACUGAACGCUUUAUUGUUAAGGCUAGCAGUGGUCCAAGAUAUGUCGUUGGUUGCCGGAGUAAAGUGGACAAGGAGAAAUUAACUUCUGGAACUCGUGUUGUGCUGGACAUGACAACAUUAACAAUCAUGCGCACUCUACCAAGAGAGGUGGACCCUGUAGUGUAUAACAUGCUACAUGAAGAUCCAGGCAAUGUCAGUUACUCUGCUGUAGGUGGCUUAUCUGAUCAAAUCAGAGAGCUCAGGGAAUCAAUUGAGCUGCCUUUAAUGAACCCGGAAUUGUUUCUUAGGGUUGGAAUUAAGCCUCCAAAGGGUGUUCUACUUUACGGCCCACCAGGAACCGGGAAGACAUUAUUAGCGAGGGCUAUUGCAAGUAACAUCGAUGCUAACUUUUUGAAGAUUGUGUCGAGUGCUAUAAUCGAUAAAUAUAUUGGAGAAAGUGCUCGUUUAAUCAGAGAAAUGUUUGGCUAUGCACGCGAUCACCAACCAUGCAUUAUCUUCAUGGAUGAAAUCGAUGCAAUCGGUGGGCGAAGAUUUAGUGAGGGAACCAGUGCCGAUCGGGAGAUCCAGCGGACGCUGAUGGAGCUUCUUAACCAAUUAGAUGGAUUUGAUGAGCUUGGCAAGGUCAAGAUGAUCAUGGCGACAAACAGACCUGAUGUUCUUGACCCUGCGCUCCUGCGUCCUGGACGUCUCGACAGGAAGAUUGAGAUUCCACUACCAAACGAACAGUCAAGAACGGAAGUUCUUAAAAUUCAUGCAGCUGGCAUCGCUAAGCAUGGGGAAAUAGAUUAUGAAGCGGUUGUUAAACUUGCUGAAGGCUUCAAUGGGGCUGAUCUUCGGAAUGUUUGCACCGAAGCUGGCAUGUCUGCAAUUCGUGCAGAGCGGGAUUACGUAGUUCAUGAGGACUUCAUGAAGGCUGUCAGGAAGCUGAACGAUGCCAAGAAGUUGGAAUCCAGUGCCCACUACAGCGCAGACUUUGGCAAAGAGUAAGGCGCAGUAGCCAUAAUGCAGUGGCCGAUCUUGCUACAAUGGACAUGCCCUUUCUCUUUAAGCAUGCGGGAGUUCAGCCUCUAUGCUAUAGACGCUCCGGAGCACGUGGUUAUUGACCUUGUGGCUCUAGGCUGGAAGCUGAAGCUGUCACGCCGUCAUGUUGUCAAGAGGAACCAUUCGAGAAUUUUACAUCAGAUGCUCUUUGCUUGUACGAUCACUCUUUUUCCUUCGCAGAGCUUACAUGUGGAAUUAGUCUUGUUAGCUUUGGUUUGGGCUGUUCCAUUCCAUGUACUUCUGAAAAUGUGCUUGGUAAAGAUGUCAGUAUUUUUUGUUCA